AUGGCGGCAGAGGCCACCGGAUUGGCUAAGCUAGAUACCUUUCUGGCCAGUAUAUUCGCCGACUGGGAUAUAUACUCGACCAUCAUCACCACCGUAAUUGCUUUAUUCGUCACAUACUCUUUACUAUCUUCCAAAGAUCCCGAUGUUCAUCCUUACCUCCUUGCUAGACAAGCUACAGAAGCUCCUGUCAGACAGCCAGGUCAAUCCGCUGCAUUCAGAAACCUAGAGGUACCCCAUGGCUUUCCUUUGAAGUACGGUCUGAAUGUCAAGGACCCCGAAGCUCCCAAAUGGACAGGCGGCCGCAAUGGCGAUUUGCGUGAUAUUUGGAAAACAGCCGUUCGUGGUUCAACUGGUGAAUUUGGAACCACUGCCGGACAGCGCGGCAAGAUAUUUAGUGUCCUAGGGAAGAGCGCCGUUGAGCGCAGCCUAGAAGAGAUUACAGCAGAGAUCAACGUUAUUGGUAGAUAUGUCCAGGAAUCUAAGGCCAAGGUUGUUGCUAUCAGUUUGUCUGAUUCCGUCGAAUUGUUGGCUUCGCUGUUCGCCAGCGCAUUCUACGGCUUCCAGACCGUUUUGAUUCCUCACAAUCCAGAUCCUAAGAAGCUAGGAAGCUAUCUUAAGGACGUUCAGGCGGAAUUACUCAUUGCAGAAGCCGGCGCCGUCGAUCUUACAGUGGUUACCUCAGGUAACAAGCAGCUCAAAGACAUCAUAUGGGUUGCGAAAGAGGGAAGCCGACACAUGAAUUGGAAUGAAGUUCCAGCAAAACUUGCGGGCAGCGUCAAGGUCGCCGUUUGGCAUGAGCUUGUUCAGGAGAAGAAGAAACUCGAAGAUACAGAGGUUCCUGCUUACGAUCCCAAGUCUGCAACUCCUUCUAUAACUGCUUUCUGGCCCACGACUGAAGAGUUCAUCGAGUACAAACCUCAGAACCUCGUCUCUGCGAUUGGUGCUCUUCUCAGCUCGUUGCCCAGAAACCAACGAUUGGACUCCAAAGAUGUGGUCCUUACAAUUGACUCACUUAUCCGUCCAUAUGCAUUGAGCUGGGUCUUGGCCGCCCUUUACUCCAACUCGUCUAUUGCACUGAACUCCGUCGCGGGUGAAGGAGUCGACUUUGCGCUCGCAACUUCGGGCAUUUCACCAACCGUGAUUGUAUCUUCAGCGCGCACUAUUUCUGACUAUCACAAGAAGUUCAUGAAGCCCCACACCGGCCUUCUCUCGUCGAUAUGUCGUUCGAUACAAGCACGCACACUCGAUGCUGGUCGAAUGCCUUCGCAGAACGUACUCAGUCGAAUGGCCAACAUUGGGCCAACUGCUGAAUUGUCCUUGUUGAAGCUUCGAUUGCUUGCCAUUUCAUAUCCCGCAGAUGGCGCUCCAGAGGAUCUUUUGAGCUCAGAGACGUUGACCGAUCUUCGAAUCUUUACCGGUGCCCGCAUAGUAUAUUCCCUGACUGCUCCUGGUAUUGCUGGUGGUAUUGCUCAGACACAUGUGUUUGAUUAUAGACGACAUGCGGGUCCAGCCCAUUUCGGUGCUCCGUUAAGCAGUGUUGAGAUUGUGCUGAGUGGUCACACUGAAGAUACUGGCAUUGAGAGAGCCGUCGAGGGACAGCUUACGAUUACUGGACCGGCGGUUGUUACGAAGACUGUUACGAUUCCUGUGCGUGCACGUUUCCGCGAUGACAACACACUGCAGUUGCUCAAGUAA
This is a messenger RNA of Talaromyces marneffei, 1695 nucleotides long. RefSeq lists its product as uncharacterized. Bases 1 to 1695 code for a protein of 564 amino acids. The record is from RefSeq and is a predicted model, not a curated record. NCBI's taxonomy places the organism in Eukaryota, Fungi, Ascomycota, Eurotiomycetes, Eurotiales, Trichocomaceae. Gene Ontology annotation, molecular function: long-chain fatty acid-CoA ligase activity. The transcript has 4 exons. Gene Ontology annotation, cellular component: endoplasmic reticulum; membrane.